Molecule: messenger RNA, 13329 nt
Organism: Falco peregrinus (peregrine falcon)
Lineage: Eukaryota; Metazoa; Chordata; Aves; Falconiformes; Falconidae
Gene: ABCB5
Product: ATP binding cassette subfamily B member 5
Exons: 29
Coding region: 146-4084 (1312 amino acids)
Biological process (GO): transmembrane transport
Cellular component (GO): membrane
Molecular function (GO): ATP binding; ABC-type transporter activity; ATP hydrolysis activity
Source: RefSeq, a predicted model, not a curated record
ACAAGCUUGCUUUUGGAUGCACUGUUUCGUGUUCACAUCCAGAUCUACAGCUACUUGGUUCAUGAACUUGGACAUGUUCACUCACCAUCUAAGGUUACGGUUUUGAUUAAUGUGACUUUAUCUCAUAAGCAUACGACAAAGAACAAUGGCGGAUAUCCUUGACACUGAAUCUGCAAGCAGGGGAUAUGACAACCCUUCUUUCCAACAUGAUGAAAAUCUUGAACAAAGUGACCAGUUAAAGCCCAAAAGAAGAAAGAAGGAAAAUGAGAAGACAGAGAAACGUGUGGUUGGCAUUUGUGAACUGUUUUGCUAUGCUGACUGGGUGGAUGUCCUUCUGAUGGUAGUUGGUUUGAUCGCAGCUGCUGCAAAUGGUACUGGAUUGCCGCUUAUGAUCAUUGUCUUUGGAGAGAUGACAAACAGCUUUGUGCUGAGUGGUGUGAAAUCAAAUAUGUCAGAAGAUACUUCAGUAAAUAGUUCCAGCUGUUCAUUGAUUCCAGGCAUAGAUAUAGAAGGUGAAGUGACAAAGUUUGCUUACUACUAUGUGGGAAUUGGCUGUGCUGUGUUGAUACUGAGCACCAUCCAAGUAUGGACAUUUUUGAUUGCUGCUACAAGACAGACAGCAAGGAUCCGGAAGAAGUUCUUUUUUGCAGUGCUCCAUCAGGAGAUGGCUUGGUUUGAUACUAUCCAGAUAGGAACUUUGAACACCAGACUGACAGAUGACAUCAACACCAUCCACGAAGGCAUCGGAGACAAGAUCUGUAUAUUUGUACAGUUCUUUGCCACGUUUCUGGCAGGGAUUAUUAUAGGAUUCGUCCACGGGUGGAAGCUGACACUGGUGAUUUUGUCAGUCAGCCCUCUGCUUGCUGCAUCAGCAGCAGUUUGGUCAAUCCUCCUGGCAUCCCUUACUGCUAAAGAGCUGACUGCUUAUGCUAAAGCAGGAGCUGUGGCAGAAGAAAUUUUGACAGCAAUCAGGACUGUUAUGGCUUUCAAUGGACAGGAGAAGGCAUUAGCAAAAUAUGAUGCUAACUUAGAGAUGGCUAGAAGUGUUGGAGUGAAAAAAUCCAUUACCACCAAUACAUCUCUAGGUGUUUCACAAUUUCUUACCUUUGGAUCCUAUGCGCUUGCAUUUUGGUAUGGAACCAAACUCACUGCUGAGGAAGAAAAUUAUGACAUUGGUCGUGUGUUAAUUGUGUUCUUCUCUGUGCUCAUUGGAGCCUUCUCCCUGGGCCAGGCAGCUCCUAACCUGGAAAGUGUAGCUAAUGCGCGUGGAGCUGCCUAUGAAGUAUAUCAGAUUAUCAAUAAGAAACGGCUCAUAGAUAGCAGUUCUAAGGAAGGCUACAAACCAGACAAACUCAUAGGAGAAAUUGAAUUCAGAAACAUCCAUUUCAGUUACCCAUCCAGACCUGAUGUUAAAAUUCUCAAAGGUCUAAACUUGAAAGUUCAAACUGGGAAGACCAUUGCUUUAGUUGGUGCCAGUGGUUGUGGAAAAAGCACUACUGUUCAGUUGCUGCAGAGGUUCUACGAUCCUGUCCAGGGAGAAAUUACCUUAGAUGGUCGGGAUAUUCAGACACUUAAUGUAAAGUGGCUACGAGAAAAUAUUGGUAUCGUGAGCCAGGAACCUGUUUUGUUUGCAACAACAAUAGCCGAAAAUAUUCGCUAUGGCCGAGAAGAUAUUUCUGAUGCUGAAAUUGAGCAAGCAGCCAAGGAAGCCAAUGCUUUUGACUUCAUAUCUAGACUGCCUGAUAAAUUUAACACCAUAGUGGGGGAAAGAGGGGCUCAGCUGAGUGGAGGACAGAAGCAGCGAAUAGCUAUUGCCCGCGCCCUAGCAAGAAAUCCCAAGAUUCUUCUUCUGGAUGAAGCUACAUCUGCACUAGAUACUCAGAGUGAAUCCAUAGUGCAAGCAGCUCUUGAUAAGGCUCGCGCUGGACGUACCACUAUUGUGAUUGCUCACAGACUGUCUACCAUCAGAUCGGCUGACACUAUUGCUGGAUUUGAGAAGGGCAUUGUGGUUGAACAAGGAACACACAGUGAACUCAUGUUGCAGAAGGGAGUCUACUAUUCCCUUGUAAUGCAGCAGGGUUGUAGCAAUAAUGUUCAAGAUGAUGGGACAUCAGAAGACAGUGAAGACACAGGAGGUGAGGAAUAUGAGGAAAAUUACAGAAAUGAUCUUGUGGAGGAGCUGACUCUUCAAGAUAGUUUUGAAGAAUCAGUGAUCCCUGGGAGAGGCAGCAUUCGAAGAAGAUCCAGCAGAUAUAAGAGCAAGAGACGCUCUUCUAAGAAAAAGUCCUCUGGAAAAAAGAAAAAGAAAGAGUUGGAGGAAGAAAAUCUCCCUGUUGUGCCUUACUCAAGAAUCCUGGCUCUGAACAAACCUGAAUGGCUGUAUGUACUUCUGGGAGUGAUUGCUGCUGCUGUCUCAGGUGGGGUCCAUCCUGCAUUUGCUGUUAUAUUUGGAAAAAUCAUUGGGGCUUUUCAAGAAACAGAUCCAGAAAAGCGGAGUAAAAACACUUUGGUGCUUUCUUUAAUGUUUCUUUUACUUGGAGUGAUUACCUUAGCAGCAUAUAUAAUCCAAGGAUUCAUGUUUGGGAAGGCUGGGGAAAUGCUAACAAUGAGACUGCGUUCUUUGUCCUUCAGAGCACUGCUUCAGCAGGAGGUUGGAUGGUACGAUGAUCAGAAAAAUGCUGUUGGUGUUCUACUAACUCGGCUUGCUACAGAUGCUUCCCAAGUCAAAGGGGCAACUGGAAGCCGCCUUGGACUGACGACUAUGACUGUCUCUACCCUUCUGACUGCCAUCGUUAUUGCUUUCGUAUACGGCUGGCAGUUAACUUUGCUUAUCCUGGCCUGCAUUCCUUUCGUUAUUGCUACGAAUGCUGCAAGUGUUAGUUCUGUGUCUGGUCAUGCCGCAAAAGAUCAAAAAGCUCUGGAAGAGGCUGGAAGAAUUUCAACAGAAUCGGUUGAAAACAUAAGAACUGUAGCUUCAUUGACCAGGGAAGAAGCAUUUUAUGAAAGAUAUGUGGCUAGCUUGAAUGGUCCAUAUAGAGAUUCUCUAAAAAAAGCCCCUCUCUAUGGAUUUACCUAUGGAGUAGCUCAAUGUGCAAACUACUUUAUUAAUGCAGCAGUCUUCAGAUUUGGGGCUUGGCUCAUUGCCCGUUGUCUGACCAACUUCGAAAAUGUAUUUAUAGUCUUCUCUUCGAUCAUAUUUGCAGCUAUGAAUGUUGGUCAGUCUGCUUCCCUGGCACCAGAUUAUGGCAAAGCUAGAGUGUCAGCCCAAAGAAUCUUUCAGCUUUUGGACAGAAAACCUCUAAUUGACAGUUACAGUGAAGAAGGUGAAAAAUUGAGCAAUUUUGAAGGCAACAUUGAAUUCAGAAACAUCCAUUUUGUAUAUCCAACAAGGCCAGAAGUUCAAGUUUUGCAAGGACUCAACAUGAAGGUUAACAAAGGACAGACUCUGGCAUUAGUGGGAAGCAGUGGCUGUGGCAAAAGCACAUCCAUUCAGCUUUUGGAGAGAUUUUAUGACCCUGUGGAAGGACAAGUGUUAGCAGAUGGAUUUGAUACCAGAUCUUUACAUUUACAAUGGCUGAGAUCCAGACUGGGCCUAGUGUCACAGGAGCCCAUUUUGUUUGACUGCAGCAUUGCUGAAAAUAUUCGAUAUGGAGACAACAGUAGGGCAGUUAGUCAGGAGGAAAUUGAAGAAGCAGCUAAAGCAGCAAAUAUUCAUACCUUCAUUGAAAAACUACCAGAGAAAUAUAAUACCCGGGUGGGUGAGAAAGGCACACAACUUUCUGGAGGUCAAAAACAAAGAAUAGCAAUUGCCCGUGCUCUGGUUCGUAAUCCUGCCGUUCUGCUUCUGGAUGAAGCUACCUCUGCUCUUGACACAGAAAGCGAAAAGAUCGUCCAGAAAGCUCUGGAUAAUGCCCGACAAGGUCGAACCUGCAUUGUCAUUGCUCACCGCCUGACGACUGUACGGACCGCAGACAUCAUUGCAGUGAUCCAGAACGGCAGGGUGGUUGAGCAGGGCACUCACAGUCAGUUACUGGCAAAGGAAGGGCACUACUAUGCCCUUGUAAAUGCACAAAUUUCUAAUUAGUACUGAAAGAUUCUGUUAAUUUUUUUUUUUUUUCUGGGAAGAUAUGAAAAGCUUACAGAGAAUUAAUGUUUGCUGUGUCUGUGCUAAUGGAGCAGGGAACUGUGUGUUGCAGCCUGGUUGCUGUACCCUACCCAGUGUAGCCCCUGCCCCACACACCUGUGGGGAUAAGCAGUGCAUGCUCCAGGGUGGGUCAUGGAAGAUGCACAGGGGAGUCCCAGCAGCUGAAUCUGCUGGGCAGUUGUGGGGAUCAUCUGAUCUGGAGGGAGCCAGACCUGGAGUAGUCUCACCCACACCACAGCUUAAGUGGGGCACCCUGCUCUCACUGUCCCCCCCAAACCCCCUGGCCCAUACUAGGUGCCACAGGCCAAGGCAGCACCAGAGUGUGACAGUGGUCAAGCAUCAUGGAUAAGCAGUGAGAUUGUGCUUGCCCCUUGGGUUUCUUCACCAGCCAGAUGCAGCUGUAAAGUCACCUUAAUUAAUGACUGUCAGUUCUUACUGACUGCUGAGAUUCCAAACAAAGGCAUUUGUAUUAAAUUUAGAGAGAAGGGGUUGAAUGUGUGGGUUUGUGGGGUUUAUUCCCCAUUUCCUGCUGCAUUUCUAAUACUAUUGUGCUUCGCAGCUUUCUUGGAGAUUCAAUAUUCUAUUUUAGACAAUAAUUGUAAUAGUUAUAAGCUUUCCAUGUAGAGAGAAACUGACAUGAAAGAUUCCAUUGUUUUAUUUAGUAUUUUGCAAUUGCUGACCUAACAGUUUAAUUGCUUUUGCAUCCAUCAGGGUGAUUUCAGAAGUCUUGCAAAGGAGUUAGGAUGGCUGCUUUGGAGUGGACUCAUUUCAGCCAUAUAAAUAGGUUUUCUUUUUUUUUAAAAAAAAAGUGGUUUUCAAUAUGAAGUCCUUGAUUUUGAAUAGACAUGGCAUUUACGGACAUGGUUUAGUGGUGGACUUGGCAGUGGUAGGUUAAUGGUUGGACUUGAUGAUCUUAAGGGUCUUUUCCAACCUAAAUGAUUCUCUGAUUCUAUGAAUAAUUUUUAAAAUUGUUUGUAGUGUUGGCAAAACACAUGUGCUUUAAUAAUUGGUUAUUCCUCUGAUAUAUUUCUUGGUGCAGCAAUACAUCCUUUAACAAUGAAGAAUAUGUACUAUGUAGUCAGAGUGACUCAUCACCUGGGGUUUUGGGCUGGUUAAACCCAAUUGCAUUUUAAUUUUCCAAGGCUUUGCUUGUGGCUUUGGGUUAGGAUUCAUGGCCUGGAGCAAUCUGCAGUACUUCAUAAUUUCUAGGUAACUCUGCUCAAUUGUAUCAGACAAAACUUACAGUAAUGAUUAUCUCCUGUGCCCCUUUCAGCUGUUUUCCAGCAUCAGGGUCCAUGAGGGGAAUAAAACACGCAAAAGAAAAUAAAUUCUGGUCUCAGCUUUGCCAAAAUACAGCCACUCUCGCUUAUGCAGUUUUUCUCAGGGACUAUUACAAGAGGAGUUAUCACUCAUUCAGGCACCCCUCUUGUGUGACUUCUAUGCUUUCUUAUGAGAGGCAAAUACUACAGGAGUUGCUGCUCUUAUUACAUUCCCAAUUAUUCUAUGGAGGCUGCAAUUAAUUCCUUUUUUCCCUGUUUUGUUUCUGCACUGGCGUUAAAAUUACAAGCAGUAGAGUUUGAUUCUUAGUUUUUAAAUUAAAAAAAAAUAAUUUAAAAAUUUCUGGAUAAAAAAAUUAAUCCAGAAAUAUUUUGGGGAAAGAAAGAGUUAUUUUGUACUCUUGGGUUAGAUGUAUAUGUGUUUUUCAUUACUACUGUGAUGGAUAAUAAAUUUUGCACUAUUAUAAUUCAUUACAAUCUAUUGCAGUAAUAAUUAAGUAAGAUGAAAUAAAAACAGGAAAUUGAUUUAAAUGUACAAAUAGAGGCGUUUACAAUCACUAAACUAAGGCUUUGUAACAUAAUGAAUCAUCUAACAUCUGGGGCUAGUUAAGGGAGCAUCUUUGCGGAAAAUACUGCAUUCACAUUUAUGCAGAUAACAGAAGAAUCCAAAACGUGCUCCCUGCCCACCAGCUUGGAAUUAUUUACUAGCACAGGGGCAAGAGGAGUGAGGAAAUAUAUGCACUAUUUGACCUGGAAGGUGCUGAAAGAGCUGCAGCAUGUUCAACCUAGAAAAAUCUGGGACGUCUUUCCCCUUAUUUGCUCUUUCAGAGGUCAACAUUACCCCCGUAAAGAAAACUGACUACACUUUCAUCCCUUUUGGCAUGUUCCUCACCCUUGUUUACACAGAGCAUUCUCAUGCUGCAAUAACUGGACAGACUCAGCACCAGCUAUGUAUGUGAAGGAUUGUUCCUUAUGGAAGCGUUGGCAUGGGUUUUGGUUGGAGCCAGAAGGAGCACAGGUGCCAAUGUCGUGAUAGAGGAAGUGUGUGUGCACCACUUUGGGCUGUGACAGCCAAGUGGGGACACAACAGUGUCUGACAGCUGUGCCUCGGGAAUAUCCUCGGCUUGUACGUGAUGGAAAAGGGGAAAUGGAACGCACUGUCGAAGUAAAUUGUGGUGAUAUACUGAAGUUCACAAGCUAGAUGUUAUGUAACACAUGAACACAUUCUACUGAUUUAUCUCAGUACAAGCAUACUAAAUGCAGUUCAUAUCACAGCCCUGUUUAAAGGAUCAGCUGCAGACCUGAGAAAAACACUGGACAAAAGCAAGUCCUACCCAACAUGAAAGAGAUGGUGAGCAAAAAACCAGAGCAAAAUCCCAAACAUCUGUAAGAAUGACAAAAGAGCACACUACUGCAUGCCUGCUAAAAGGCAGACUGAGCUGGAUGGCUUUACUGACUCCAUGAAAUGUAAAUAGAUUAAUAAACUCAGCUUGUAGGCACUAAUAACAAACUCUAUGCUCUGAUGGUCUGAAAUAAACUAUCCAAGUCACCUUCCUAGCUCGAUAAUCCCAUGGAGAUUACAGACUGACUGUGCUGUGACUAAAAGCAGACCUAAAUUCAGAGAUAAAUGUAUGCUACAAAGCACCUUUUCAGCACCAAACCAUAGACUUGAUAUAGAGAUCAAAAGAAUUAGCCUUGACAGAAAAGGCAAGCCUAUGAGGAUGCACCUUAAGAGCAGAGGAUUUGUUGGCCCCACCACUCUGUCCUGUGCUGCCAUCUACCCCAGGUGCCACAGUUAAAAAAAAACUUCCCUAUCCCUGCACAAGCAGGGGUUGGAGCUCUUCAGAUGCACAUGCAGUACGGCCACUGCUGGUGUCACUGGGCACGUCACCCCUAAAAUGACUGCCACAAGGGUAGUGAUGAAGGAAACACAUCAGCCCAUGCUUGUCAAGCAAAAACCUCAUUCAUGACUAGACAAGAAGCACUUGACCCGGACACUGGCUUUGUGCCAGUACUGAUCUAAGCCUCCUACAGAAUUACUAAGGUGUGAUGUCCCGAACAAGACAGUGAAGACUUCAGAGAAGGCAUUCAUAAGGGAUUUUGGGGUGUUUCUUAACCACUUGACUUCACUGUAGUAUCAUACAUAGCUGUUAAAUUUGAUUAAAAUUUUGCAAUCAUUAGUCUAGUUACAAUGUUAAUUACUAAUGCAGACUGAAGCCCCAGAGAUGGGAUAAGUAGCUGACAGAAGCACGUGAACUAGAAGGCACAGGACUUAAUUAUCUUUAUGGCCUCAAAUAAUUAAUUGUCCACUUGUUUCUAUGAACACUGGAGUGCACCAGUCCCAGUGGGUGCGGAUGUUUCCCACUCCUGGAUGUGCUAUUUCAGUUUGAAAUACUUGUUGGCAAUUCAGGAAUAAUACUGUUUGCAAAUCAGUAAAUUAAUAUAAUGUUUAUCAUCACAUGUUUUUUUCCCAAAUGUCUUCUUUCCUCUGCAGCCUAUAAAAUUUCAAUUUAUGUUAAUCUAAGCCCUGUAAAGUAUGCGUCCUCACAAAGAAGUUAUACAAUUGGAGGUUUUUUAGGGGCAGCUGAAAUCCUAGUACAUCCAUGUGUACCUGUAUUAGAUUUAUGAGUUUAAACUUCGAAGAGUUUGCAAAACUGCUAAACAAUCUGUGGCAGACACUACCUAACCUGUCCUUUCUCGGCUGCCAUCAACACCCAUUGCACGGCUGACUGUCACCUACGUCUUUGCAAGCAGGAAAGUACCUGGCUGAGGGAGAGCUCCAGGGCUCUUGUCGUACUGUGCUAUAGGAAAAUUCCUGUCACACUUGGGAGCAAGCUUGUUUAAAUGUUAAUGAUCGGUGAUCUCACCUAAUUGGUAAGGGAAAUGUUAAGAAACUAUGUGGGAUCGUUAAGGUCUGCUCACCUGACUUUGCUGGAGGGUUUGAAGUGAAACCGCUUUCCUGAACUGUGUCUGCACUAGGAAAAUAGCUGCCCUUGUAACACGGGUGAAAAAAAGCCAGAUCUUGAUCUACUAGAUCCUGCCGUAUCCUACCAUAUAGAUAUCAGUAGGACAGCUAAUAACCUAGUGCUGAUGGAGUUCAGAUUUUAAGGGUUAAAUCACAGAAUCACAGAAUGGUCGGGGUUGGAAGGGACCUCUGGAGAUCUUCUAGUCCAACCCCCGCUAAAGGCUUCACCUAGAGCAGGUUGCACAGUCAUGUCCAGGCGGGUUUUGAAUAUCUCCAGAGAAAGAGACUCCACAACUUCUUUGGGCAGCUGUUCCACUGCACUGCCUCAGAGUAAAGAAAAUAUCUUCUCCAGAUGAGGCUUGUGCCUCCCCUUCCAUGAAGAAACAUUUUGUCACAGCAGUGCUCCAGCCCUGCCUGCAUUUAAAGCUUACUCGCUGCCUGUUACCAUGGGCACUCUACCCACAAAACUCAUUUUUUCUAAGGAGAAGCAACCAAACGCGGAAGAGUUCAUACAGUUUAUCUGGAACCAUGGUUGUGUCUUGCAGAAGAAGGAAAUAAAGUGAUAGCUUUCCUAAGCUGCUUCCAAGCUCUUCUGUUUGCAAAUGGGCUUGAUGCAUACUGGAGAAACGCGACUUGGGAGUCACUACAGCUAUAUCCAAACUGUAUGUGAACUGGUUGGUGGUCAAGACAGUGGAGGAAAGUCAGUACAUGACGUGACCUCUCUCCCUGUGUCUGUACUGCUGUAUGGAGGCCAAAGCUGCCUUCUGUAAAACACAUCUUCUCCGUGUCUGGGGCAGUAAGGUGUUUCUAAGAUCUUCAACAUAGUUAGGCAAGAAGAGAAAAAGCUUGGCAACAAGGCCACAAACAGCAUAUAUGUAUUUUCUUCUUGUAAAAUAUGCUUGAGGGGCCUAUUUAGUUAAGUCCUCAUCCUGAGGCACUUGUAAAGGGCUGACAGUUUUCCAUGCAAAGGUAGAAGAUCCAGUUGCCUAGCUAUUCUUCAUCAGCCUCCAGCUGCCCUAUAUAUAAGCCUUACCACAGAUUGCCCAUCACCCUGAUAUCUUCCAGGGUUACAGCUCUCCCUGACUGUUCUCUUCCAGUUGCUUGGGCUGCUUUUCCUCCUCAAGCGCCUUCCCCAGCACAAGUGGCAGAUGCUGCACCAUGUGAUCUGAUGCAAAAGGACAGGACAGACGGAGACGAGAGAAAGCGCCAAAAGCAAUAGUGAUGCAAAAGAAUUACUUUCUAAAAUUAACCAAAAUUUUUCAGCAGAAGACUGGUCAUUGCUCUCAGUAAGUUAAUCAUUUACACUGGAUUGCUUCCAUCUGCCUCUGUGCUGUGCUUUGUCAUCUAGACUACAGGCAGCUCUUAUCUUCUUGAGACCCUAGCAGUCAUCUUCUCGUUUUAGCAUUUAUGGCUUACCUGGCUCAUCAGCAGUUAUGUCCAGAAACUAUUUUCUGAAGCAUAUCUUUCCAUCUGGAAAUAAUAAUUUGCUGUGCCCUUAGGGAAGCUCGCAAAUCCGCUCGAGUUAUCCCCAGCCUGUCCAAUGACAUCAGUAUCACAUGUUCCAAAGCAAACUCGCUAAGCCUUCCUGUAAUUCUCCUGAAAACACCAACCUUUAUUUUACUGGAUGCUUUCACAGAAAGAUAUUUUGAUGUUGUGUUACCUCAGUAAAUAGAUUUUGUGGACUUGUUUGGAUCAACCAUUAUACAUUUCCUUGCUCUGCUGUUUCAAAAGGAGUAGCAUCUCAUUUCUUUCUAACCAUUAUGAACAUCGUCUGUGACUUCUGCCCUCUCCUAUAUUGUCCAAAGCAAAACCACUUUGCCGUUAAUCACGACUAGAACAGCUCCUUUCGUUACGGUCCUUGAGUUUUGAAAGGAUGACCUGAAUAUGGCUAUUCCUGUGGAAAUAAUGGUUGAAGUUCAGCCCUGGUUGCAAAAGGAUAUCCUCAGUAUCUGAUCCGCCACUGGCAGCAUUCCUGGAGAAUGCACAUGGUAUUCCACCAAAAGGGAAACAAGGGGGAAAGAGGCACUGCCGUGGGACGCUUCCCACUCAGCUGCAGACGCUGAGGGAUGAAGCAAUCAAUCAGAUUGCCUUUACAGCACUCUAGGGUAUGACUCAUCUGUUUCCAAAUGUCUGUCUGAGCAUACGGGGAACUACACCAAGGAAGUGCCUAUUUCUUACCAUAAAUCUAAAUAAGGAGUCUCAGUGUUCAUUCAGCUUAUAUACUUACAUUAGGUGAAGGGCAUUCCACUCAAUGUUUGAUUGCUAGGCGAGCUUAUCAGUGCUGCAAAUAAUUUUGGGGGUCCUGACCAGAAAGGUGCUGGGGAGCACACUCUUGCAGGCAAGGAGAGCUCUGGGGAAGGGGAAGAGCCUCUGCAGUGCAGGAGGGUAAAGUUUCUUUGUCUAGGUAUUAGCAGUGCAAGAAGGUUAGAGUGAAGAACAAACAUUCAGGGAACAGGAAUUUUUUAUCCUGAACGUGUAACAUGGAAAAGAAUUUACAGAUUGUGGAAGCAUCCAAAAUUGCUUAUAUUAAUGACUGAAUUAGGAGAAUCUGGAUUUUUUUUUUUCCCUUUUGGAUGUCAUGAGGGGAAUUUUAAACAAAGAGUUAACAUUUUCAGGGACCAAAAUAAAUGAUGUCUCUGAGAGUCCCAUACAUUGCCUGUUUUUCGUGAAACCACACUAAAAAUGGUAAGUGGAGUUCCCAUUUUCACAUCUGCUAUCCAUAUGAACAUACACCUGGCAGUGUAGUGUGUAUGUUGCUUCAGAAGGAACUCAACCAAACAGCUGUCACUCUUUAUACAGCACCAACAGUCUUGGUUAUAAACCUAGUACGUGUUUUAUUUACUGUAAAUGAAGUGUGUAUCAGCAACACUGAAUAUGAAAAUGAAAUUUUAAUGAGUCACUUUUAUGAUGCUAGAGCAAUGUGAGGAGACAUCUGUAUCUGUAAUGUGAUUUACUUUUUAAUAUGCAGUAACAUAGUUUUAGUUGGAAUAAAUAGGAUUCCCAAUAAAGACUCACAUGACUAGUUUCUUCAGUCUGUUAUUUCACACAUACUUUGAGACCUGGAGCAACCUUUUCCAUGAUUUUAUGGCAAUCCUUUUGGGACUUUUCCAGUCUUAUGUCUUAAUGUUUUCUUUCUCUCUUACCCCUUCCUCCCCACCUUUUUUUUUUUUAUAUAUAUAUAUCUUAGUACCUUGGUAUAAUUAUUUUACACUGAUUCAUUUAGUUGCAGUGUGCUAACAUAUAUUGAUUCUGAGAAAUUUGUCUGCGUCCACCAGCAUUAAAUAGUCUUUGCAUCUAUCACUUCUUAAUUGUUUCUCACAAAAAGUUAUGGAUGUGCUUUUUUCUGGAGAAAAUGUCCAAUUUGCCCCAUUUACGGAAGAGAGGAAAGCAUACACUUUGCAAUAUAUAUGAGUACACCUAAAUGGAUAUAUAGUUUUAUAUUUAUAAAAUAUAUGUUUCUAUAUUUUUAAAUACUCUAGAGAUGGCUUCAUGAUGGGAAGUUUGGAAAGAAUCCAAGCAAAAAUCUGAAUGAAUUAUGGGAAAAAUCCAUUUGCUUUCAGUAUUUUGGUUCAGUCUUGCAGAGUCGAAAGUAGCUGCUUCUUCUGACAGUCAUCAAGCUUUGAUGAUGCAAUUUCUCUUUUCAGCUUAGUCAGAAACUUAAGCCACCACUCGACUCACAUACUGCACUUGCCCACAUGAUGUUAGUUACUCAUGCGUAUUUAUUCCAUUUUUCAGCAGAUGAACUUCUGUUAGCUUUGAUGUCUAGGCCUUUUAGGCAUACCUCCUGGGAAAGCAAUUAAAUUCCUUGCACUUGAAAAGCCCAGACAACUCAUGCUAUGAAAGCAGCAUCAGGUCUGUCCAGACCCCAGCAGUUGCCCCUGGCUUUCGUGAGAGACAGUAUUACGAAAAGCUACACAACCCAAACCAACUUCUCUGAAAACACUUUUUACAGCAAAAUUAAACCCCUCCUCAUCUCACUGUUUUGCCAGAAGCUUGUUUUCUUCCAGCAAGUAUAGCCUUCCUGUGAAGGCUUCUUAUUUUCAUUCUUCCCCCAGCCAUCCUGCUGUUGCACAUCAUUCUCAGAUAAACACAGGGGCAGCAGUGCCCCGCUCUUGCUCUGGAACCCCAGUCAGUGCUAAGAGAAUGCUCAGCACAGGAGCCUACAGGUGCCACCCACCAUGAGCCAACACCCUCACUCUGAGUGUCCCUAAAAACUAGCUGAAGCCAACAGGAGCACGGCUUGCUCCACCCUAGGCAUCAUUACGUAGUUACUGCCCAGCAUCAGCACAGAACUGUAUUGUGUGGGUGAUAUUUAGAAUGCACUUCAUUACAGUUCAUCUUUUGCCAUUUCUUUAGCUUGUUUCCAUCUUCAUGGGGAGUAUAGUACAUCUAAAACUGUAUUUUAUCUUCUUUCCUGUUAAGUACUCUCAAUCAUAACACCACCAGGACUGGCGCAUUCACAUGGAUAUUCACACGUGUUUAUAAUAAACCUGUGCUAACACAACUCGUAUUUAAGCAGAGUCUCAGGUUUUAAAAUUAAAAAACCCAAAAACACAAACAAAAGAAAAUAGGCAUUGAUAAGUGUUUUUUAAUGUUGCAUAUUACAGGUUGUGUUAUUUAACUAUGUGUGAUUUGUAAAUAACAGAAUAUUGUUUAAAAAAUCUAUCUACUGCAUAAUAUUUUUUUUUUUUUUACAUCAAUGGUUCUGUUUGUUUUCCCCAAAAUCUGAUGGAAUUUCCUUCAGCCCUCCAUUUCUUCUUAGAUUGCCCCACGUUUUAGUCAGCGUGCCAGCUGCAAACACUGCCGCAGAGAAAGAAACAGCUGCCCUGGUAGCUCUGUCCUUCACUGAGGCUAGCAAGGCCCCGCUUCGUGAGACCAUAUUACUUGAGAUGAUGUUUUCCUGGAAGCAGGUUCACAAAAAGUGGCUUGCUGUGUUUCAUUUA